Pelagomonas calceolata is the source of this 1422-nucleotide messenger RNA. The record is from the annotation of a GenBank genome assembly. NCBI's taxonomy places the organism in Eukaryota, Pelagophyceae, Pelagomonadales, Pelagomonadaceae.
CCCAGUUUUGAGGCGCAUGUGCAUGGCGCGAGGCGCCUCGCAAGCAACGAUGCAUCGACGAUAUGCAACUGUGUCACUCAUCGCCGCCUGUGUGCAUGGCCUGACGCUGCCGGGCGACUAUGCCCGCGCUGCAAGCAAGCUCGCUGGACCCGUGAGGACCGUCUCCUCCGUCGGCUGCGGCGACAUUGAAGGCGUAGAAGAAGGCACCAUCGUCGUCGAAGGAACUACAGCGACCAUGGUCGCCGCCGACGCGGUGGUCUACUCCGCGGGCGACGGCGCGGACGCGAAUUUCGCUGGUUUAUUGGAGGCGGUCGAAGUCGACCUCGCAUUACGGGCGUCGAGCGGCGGCGCGCGGCCACCGAAAGUCGUGGUCGUGGUCGCGAGCAACACAAAGGCGGCAAAAAAGGCGCUUGAUAAAAUGUGGGCGGCCGCCGCGAAACCACCCUCCAUGGCCGACGUGGAUAGGGACGCCGUCCUGAAGGCGACGGUCGUCGAGGACGCCUCCGCCGUCGCCGCCGCGCUCCAGGCGGCCGGGUCCACCGAGGGCGGCGCCGAGGCCGUCGCGCAAUUGAAGGCGGCCCAGGCCUUCGCCAGCAAGCACGCGUCCGUCUCCGUGGAAGCGGAUGCUGCCGAGGUCAGCGCGGCGCCGUCCGUCGUCGCCGCGGCCUCAAAAGCCAUCGAGGAGGACCUCCCGAGAUUAGCCGCCGCGUUAGAAGCUAGAGUGCAACUCGCAUCGACGUUCUGCGAAACUUUAGGAGCGGAGUGCGAGGGCGUCGUCGGUGAUGUCUUGGAGGCCUUCGACGCGGCGGCGGGCGAGGGCGGCGCGCUCCUGAAAGCUACAAGAGACAGUGUUGCGAGGGACGCGAGGCGGGCGCUGGAACGGACCGUCCUGCCGGCGCAGCUUGAGUUGCUACGAGCGAAGGCUUUCGGCGAGCUCAAGAAGAAGCUCAAGGGUCUACGGAUCCAACGAGGCGUCAGGCAAGAUGCCCAAAAAAUGGUCUCCCAGUCGGUCGCGUUCUUCGACCAGAAGGCCAAGGCGGCGCUGGCGAAGACGGCUUGGUCCGCGCGGGCGCAGAAGCGCGACUUAGAAAUGUUUUUGAGCGACUACGUCCAGGAGCGCCUCGACGCCGCGGUGCUCGGCGGCACGCACAUCCCGGGCGGGCGGCAGGGCCUGCGGAAGCUCUGGCCCUUCCCCGUGGCGCUCAGCUUCCACUGGUUGCAGCCGGCGGCCUUAGGUCGCGCCGUCGACGGCGCGCAGGGCCUGACGGCCUCGGACCUCAAGCGCUUUAAUGUUAAGGCGGAAGAUGUCGGAAAGCCGGCUUUCGCCAUCCCGGACCGACUGAAGAACCUCGGCGCGGGGCUGCGGUCGUCGAACGCGGCGCCCGUCGAGUAGAGAGGUCGUGGUUAAGUACGUUCCUAGUC